Petromyzon marinus (sea lamprey) is the source of this 1631-nucleotide messenger RNA. The record is from RefSeq and is a predicted model, not a curated record. NCBI's taxonomy places the organism in Eukaryota, Metazoa, Chordata, Hyperoartia, Petromyzontiformes, Petromyzontidae.
GACUCACAACGGACACCCACAGACUCACAAUGGACACCCACAGACUCACAACGGAUACCCACAGACUCACAAUGGACACCCGCAGACUCACAACAGACACCCACAGACUCGCAACGGACACCCACAGACUCACAAUGGACACCCACAGACUUACACAGGCACUCGCCCACAGACUCACAACGGACACCCACAGACUCGCAAUGGACACCCGCAGACUCACAAUGGACACCCACAGACUCACAACGGAUACCCACAGACUCGCAACGGACACCCACAGACUCACAACGGACACAAGCAGACUCACAACGGACACCCACAGACUCGCAACAGACACAAGCAGACUCACAACGGACGCCGGAAGACUCACAACGGACACCCACAGACUCGCAACAGACACAAGCAGACUCACAACGGACGCCGGAAGACUCACAACAGACACCCACAGACUCACAACAGACACCCACAGACUCACAACGGACACCCACAGACUCACAACGGACGCCGGAAGACUCACAACAUACGCCUACAGACUCACAAAGAGACCCAUUAACGUGGAAAGGGACCAAUCUAUUUGGAAAGGGACAAAGGGAAGGCGCCCAACCGCCAUCUUGCAUAGGGAAGGCACCUAACCGCCAUCUUACGUGGGGAAGGCAUCCAAUCGCCAUCCCACCCUACCUGCCCAUUAUAAAUCCACUCCACCUGUCCAUUAUGAACCCACUCUACGUGCACAUUAUAAACCAACCCUACCUGCCCAUUAUAAACCCACUCUACCUGCCCAUUAUAAAUCCACCCUACCUGUCCAUUAUAAACCCACCCUACCUGCCCAUUAUAAACCCCAGUGACACGGCCAAGAUGAACCCACCCUACCUGCCCAUUAUAAACCCCAGUGACACGGCCAAGAUGAACCCACCCUACCUGCCCAUUAUAAACCCACCCUACCUGUCCAUUAUAAACCCACCCUACCUGUCCAUUAUAAACCCACCCUACCUGCCCAUUAUAAACCCCAGUGACACGGCCAAGAUGAACCCAGACCCCACACGUCACUGACAAUCGACGGCACCAAACCCCACAAAAUCAACGUCCGCAAGGUCAUCUCACGUCCCGGUGACUUUAUGCACAAUAACAACGCUCUUAGAAAAACACAACAUUCUUACAAUAAUUAUAAUAUUUACAAUAAAAACAUUCAAAACUACGAUAUUAUGUACAGAGCUAUAUAUGAUUAAAUUAUAACUUUUUUUCUUAACAAACUUCACGUGGCAGGGCCUAGGCACGCUUCUCGUCCAGUGCCUGCACCAGGCCUCCCUUCCCCCUCCCCAUGUCCUGGAAACCGUGUGGCGAGGUCACUCCCUCCCUCAUCCUCCUCCUUUGAGGACUGCCACCGGAUGAAAACCAGCAUGGGUUGGAGUCCCGGGGUAAGGGAGCCCUGGGUAGGCUACUGGGCUGAGUGUGUGGUGAGCGUGUGGUGGGCUGAGUGUGUGGUGAGUGCAGUCAGAGUGGCUGUGUCCAGUCCAUGUCUGGGUUUCCACUCUUUCGUCUUCUGCCACAGCUAUUUCCCACGGGAGUGUGUGGGGUGAGUGUGUGUGUGGUGCGUGUGUGUGGUGAAUAUGUGUGUGGUGAGUAUGUGUGUGGGA